AAUGGGAGUAGUGAGAGGAGUCUGAUUGUGAGAGGUGAAGAGUAAAGAGAUGGGAAAAUCCCAAAAUAAAUCCAUGUGUGCAGAUACAGUAAAGCCUGACUUUGCAGACAACGAGCAACCUGCUGGAGGAAGUCAGUGGGUCGAGCAGCAUCUGUGGAGGCAAAGGAAUAGUCAACAUUUCAGUCUUGAUGCAGGGUCUUCACCUGAAAUAUCGACCAUCCCUCUGACUCCACGGAUGCUGCUUGAUCCCCUGAGUUCCAGCAGCAGUUUGCUUUUUUUGCUCUGGAUUCCAGCAUCUGCAGUCUCUUGUGUCUCCAUUUGCUUGGCAGAUGCUGGUUAAUGGAGAGUAAGUCUGGCUGCUUGUUACUAAAGCAGACCAGAUCUGAAAAUGUUGGGGAAAAGGCUUCAUCUGGACUUGAUUGUUUGUUUCUACUUAUCCAUGACUUUAAUUCCAGGAUUGCAUUAGUGCAUUCUGCAGACUGGUUAAAUGGACAGCGAGGUGCAGCGAGAUGGCAGGAUUCUGGACCUGAUUGAUGAUGCAUGGCGGGAAGACAAGCUGCCGUAUGAAGAUGUGGAAAUCCCACUGAGUGAACUUCCAGAACCCGAACAGGAUAAUGGGGGAACUACAGAAUCUAUCAAUGAACAAGAUAUGAAAUGGACUGACUUAGCCUUGCAAAACUUGCACGAAAAUACCCCAUCUGCAGGAAGCUAGUUACUGACAGCAUUGAUACCAGCACAGCAACAAAGCUUAUUUCUAUAUUCUUUCCAAGAGGCAGGUGCCAGAAUUUACUUUCACUUGAAGGCUUACUGCAAGCUUAAUGUCCAUUAUCAUUGAAAUGAAAUUACAGACAUGGCGUAUCAAAGCAAGAAUUAUAGAGCCUCAGUUAAUAGUCUUUAUAGACAAUUAAUAAGAGUGGAAAAGUUUAUAAUUUUUACUCAUUAAAGAAGAAAGUUUGUAUUCAUCAAAUAGAAGUACUGGUGGAGUAUCUCACUUGCAAGCAGUGGUGAUGUGCCAGCAGAUUAAUUCCAUCAAUGGCUGAUAUCUGUUACUUCCACAUUUUAUAAGGACCACCCAUUGUACAAUCCUGGCACACAAAUCAUUUCAUGUGAUUUAUAACUAAAUUUGUAAAUAAUUAAUGCUGUUACUGAUCUUACAAACAUUAAGCUUUCAAUAAUUUCUUUCUGUCUAUUUUAACAUUUCCCAGCAGUAAAUUGAAUCUAGUUCAAUAAAAUGUACUGGAAAUAUAUAUCAAAAUUAA
Pristis pectinata (smalltooth sawfish) is the source of this 1259-nucleotide messenger RNA. RefSeq names its product anaphase-promoting complex subunit 13. Lineage: Eukaryota; Metazoa; Chordata; Chondrichthyes; Rhinopristiformes; Pristidae. Gene Ontology annotation, cellular component: anaphase-promoting complex. The coding region runs from base 488 to 712 and encodes 74 amino acids. Gene Ontology annotation, biological process: protein K11-linked ubiquitination. The transcript is spliced from 2 exons. The record is from RefSeq and is a predicted model, not a curated record.